AUGCCAGCCGUGGCGCUCCUGCUGUGUCUCUGCGUUCCGCUGUCCACUGCGUUUUAUUUCCACGCAGGGGAGCGGGAGGAGAAGUGCAUAAUAGAGGACAUCCCGAGCGACACGCUGAUCACAGGCACUUUCAAGCUUCAGCUGUGGGACCUGCACAGACAGGCCUUCCUGGAGUCGGCCCCCGGUCUGGGGUUGUUUGUGACUGUCACAACCUACAACGAGGAGGUGUUGCUGUCCGCGCUCUAUGGCCCACAAGGAACGUUCUACUUCACUUCCCACUCGCCUGGGGAACACAUCAUUUGCUUGGUGUCCAAUUCGACACGGCUCCUGUCGUUCGGAGGCAGCAAACUGCGGAUCCACCUGGAUAUUCGAGUAGGGGAACACAACCUGGACGAAGUCAUCACUCAAGCAAAGGACCGGGUUAAUGAAGUCACCUUCAAGCUGGAGCAUCUGAUGGAGCAAAUCGAGCAGAUACUCAAGGAGCAGAACUAUCAAAGGGACCGCGAGGAGAGCUUCCGCGUGACCAGCGAGGGCACACACAGCCACGUGCUGUGGUGGGCCUUCGCGCAGACGCUGGUGCUGCUCUCGGUGGGCGUCUUCCAGAUGAAGCACCUGAAGGACUUCUUCAUCGCCAAGAAACUGCUGUAA
Lepus europaeus (European hare) is the source of this 648-nucleotide messenger RNA. RefSeq names its product transmembrane emp24 domain-containing protein 11-like. The record is from RefSeq and is a predicted model, not a curated record. NCBI's taxonomy places the organism in Eukaryota, Metazoa, Chordata, Mammalia, Lagomorpha, Leporidae. Gene Ontology annotation, cellular component: endoplasmic reticulum-Golgi intermediate compartment; endoplasmic reticulum; COPII-coated ER to Golgi transport vesicle. The coding region runs from base 1 to 648 and encodes 215 amino acids. Gene Ontology annotation, biological process: Golgi organization; intracellular protein transport; endoplasmic reticulum to Golgi vesicle-mediated transport. The transcript is spliced from 5 exons.